This is a messenger RNA of Octopus sinensis (East Asian common octopus), 1515 nucleotides long. RefSeq names its product complement C1q-like protein 3. Gene Ontology annotation, molecular function: protein binding. The record is from RefSeq and is a predicted model, not a curated record. The transcript is spliced from 4 exons. Lineage: Eukaryota; Metazoa; Mollusca; Cephalopoda; Octopoda; Octopodidae. Bases 572 to 1291 code for a protein of 239 amino acids.
GUCAGCAUCACUUGCCACUACCACUACCACUACCACUUCUUUAUACUAAUAUAACUCUUCAUUGUUGUUAAAAACCAUCAAACAUUAUCAUCGCGGAUCACCACCACCACAACCACAACCACAACCACAACCACAACAAGAACAACAAACAUCGCUGGCAGACUAACAACAAGAGCCAGCCAAGCAUCGGCAUCGGCAUCACCAAAAAACCAAACACUCGCUAUGUAAGGGGGUACCAUUACAGCAAAAACCAAAAGCAACAGGCUCAAAACAUAAAAAAAAGACAACGGUUUUAAAGCAACAGCAAGGAGCAACGACAAACUGUCAGUUCAGAUGAAAGCGAAAUUACAGUAAAGCUCUUAUAAAAGUCGCGCUCUUGCCUACCUGGACACACAUAUUAUUUAUAACUCCUAUGUAUAGAAGCAGAGUGAACACAUAACUAUAUAUAUAUAUAUACAUACAGACAUAUAUAUGUAUAUAUAAAAUUAUAUUUGAAAAUCUACAAAAAUUAUAUCCAAGUGAGAAUUAAAUAUAAGUAACGAGUUUGAAAUUCAAGAAAGAACUGCCAACCAUGAGAUAUAAACAACAAAUCAUCAUUGUCUUAACUGCUCUUUUUAUGGUAUACACUGCUGUUGCUAGACGAAGCGAUACUCGUGCACGAAGCAGAGGUGCAGGUGCUAUACGUAAACCUCGCGAUGGACCUAUAGAGGAAGGCAUGUGUGACCUUGAGCUGUCUUGCCGCGGAGAAGCAACUGUACCAAUAAAGCUGCCGAUAAGGGGACCACGUGGACCGGCUGGACUUGAUGGCGAGAAAGGAGAACCUGGUACGGCUGGGGUGCCCGGACUUCCUGGUGUCCCUGGUCUAUUUGCAGGUACACCAUCUAAGGCCCGCAUCAAAGUCGCCUUCUCUGUGGGCCUCAUGAAAGAUCUUGGUCCAAUAACUAAAGACCAGGAGAUACUUUGGGACAGAGUUUUUUCCAAUAUUGGAGAGUCAUAUAGCAUUAAAAACGGUCGGUUCGUUGCUCCCCAUAACGGAACAUAUAAGUUCGAUGCAGCUGUUGCUGCUCGAGGCGGCCAAAAGGCUGCUGUGAUGCUGAUGCACAAUGACAAGAUGGUAGUAACUAUUUGGGCGGAAAGUAUCCCUACUUGGUCCUCAGCCUCAGGUGGUGCCAUAUUGCACUUGAAACGCGGCGACGAGGUGUGGUGCGAGGCUUUGCAGCGUGCUUCGUUUUUAUCUGGAUACCUGUAUACUACAUUCUCCGGCCACAUUCUCUUUGCUGACGAAGAAUAACCAGCCAAUGAGGCGUGAGAAAGAAAACACACACACACACACACACACACACACACACACACACAAACACACAUGCACGUACACAUACACACACACACACACACACACACACACACACAGGCAGAUGCGCACUCGCAUGUAAACAUAUACGCUCGUAUAUUGAUACCUUGCGCUGAAUUCCUUGAAAGAUCAACAUGACAAAAAUAAAAUAAAAUAAAAUAAAA